GAAGGGGCGGUGGGAGCGGCGGCGCGCGCGAGCCGGGCCGCGAGCGGGCGAUCCAACCCUUCGCUGCGCCGCGGGGAAGAGAAGAGCAGAGCUGGAGCUGAGGCGGAGUUUGUGGUGUCAGAGGUGACGUCUCCAGCAAAGGACAGUUUGGAAUAUCACACCUAGUAGGAGUAGGAAGUUGUUGAAGAUUUCUGCGGUGGACUUGCACAAAAAACCACAAAGUAAAACUUCUGCUACUGAUGUUGUGGUGUGGUGCUCUAAAAACUACCAGUGGGGGAUGUGCGUGAAGUCUCGUCCAAAUGCAUGUAGACUGGUUUUGUGAAAUAAGUAGAUGGCCUCAAAGUUUUGCAGCUGCUGGAUGAAAAGAGAGACUGUGUGAAGAACAAAAAUUAAGACUUGAGUGGAUACAGCCAGGAAAAGAGAACAGGUGUUCCUGGGACAAAUCCCAGGGCAUAGAGAAAAUUCUGUCACUCCUGUUAGCGCUUCACCUCUUUGAGAGAGAAUGUUCAAGUUUCUCAUUUCUGAUUCUGUCUUCUGCCCCCUCUUACUUGCAGGCCUUUCCGUGCUUCUUUGCUACAUCUUUCUUACAGUAAGGAAUAAGUGUUUCUUCCUUGUUUUCUGUGAACUCCUGGAAGGCACUGUAGAAGUUUGGGGACAGUUGUUUUUCUCUCCUCUGCUGACCUGCAGACCCACAUGUGGUAAAAGUACUUUAAGAAAAGCGCUGUUAUGAGUAACUGACCUUCUCCAAGUAGAAGGAGUUUCAUUCCUUAGGGCAUGACUUGCUGGGCUACUCCUGUUGUUGAGGCAGAUAUUGCCAAGCAAGCUUGAAAAACUUGUAUUGCCCCUUAUGACUUGUUAGUGAUUUCACAAGAAGAGAUAAACCACUUUUCCUCCUGCUCUAACAGCUGGAGCUCCUGUGAGCUGGUUUCUAUCCCACUGCUGUCCCGAGAGUGGGCUUUGCCUGUUCUACUUAUAGUUGUUGCUGGAGGAGCAAAGCACCAAGGUUCAGGAGAUGUAAGAGAAGGAGCAGUUAGAGGGCAAGUGCUAGCAAUCUCUGCUUUCCUCUGUCCUGCUUGGCAUAUGGUAGUUGCAUCAACUGCUUUGUGUUUUGUCCCAGUUUUUUUCCCGCUCUAGGUGCUUUCUGGAUAAUGGCGAAGAUGGUGAGAAGAACGUGUGCCUUUUGUUCAGAAGGGGAGGCUGGUUCUGUAAUGUAUAUUGCCAAAGAGAGAGACAUUGCAGCUCAUCAGGAUUGUCUGUUAUUUUCCUCAGGAUUUGUGGAAUCUGAAGAGUAUAACCCAGAAAAUCUGGAUAUAAGGUUUGAUGUGGCAUCAGUGUUGAAAGAGCUCAGGAGAGGAAAGCGGCUGGUGUGCAACUUCUGCCGCAAGAAAGGAGCCACUGUGGGCUGUGAGGAGAGAGCCUGCCGCAGGAGCUACCACUACUUCUGCGCGCUCUGCGACGACGCAGCCAUAGAAACCGACCAAGUGAAGGGAGUCUACCGAGUGUUCUGCCCAAAACAUGACCCAAGCAAUAGGACCAGUCACUAUGGUGCAGCUAAUAAGAAGAGAAGAUACACAUUGACCUCUCCUGCCAUCACGGAAGAAAUGAAAACAGAAGAGAAAGCAGAAGAAAAUCAUUUACAAAUACUGAAAAGAAAAAACAACAGGCAUAAAGUCCAAAUAGACCUUGUCAGGAAAUGCAAACAAGCUGGGCUUCUAGAUGACAUAUUUGAAGAGAUGCUGGACACACUUCACCUGGCACAGGAAAAACUAAUGGAUGACAACACUUCAGAAACAGAGUAUGAAGAGACAGUAAUGGCACUGUUUGACUGUGGACUGUUUGAAAAUAUACUGACAAAUAUUCAUUCAGACCAACCUUGCUGCUCAGAGGUCACCAACACCUCUGUCUUGUUGACCGAACAAAGCAGGAAAAUGGAAGCAACAGAGAGAAGCAGAAAUGCAGUCAGGCAGAGCUUUGCAAAUAAGGAACAGAAGAAAAAAUACAGGAACUUCUGGAAAACAGAAAAAGACUGGAUCACAAGAUUGAGCUACUGCAGGACUUAAAAGAAGUCCUUCCUACCCCAGAGAGCACAGCCAGUACAUCUAGUACGGUGUCUGAAUAACACUUAAGUCUUUCUGUAAUGGUGUCAAAUAUUUAGGAUUUUCUAAUGAUAGAAACCCUAGAGCACAUGUGGUCCCUGCCUAAGAAAUUCCCCACUCCCAAGACAGGGACACAAGUAAGAACUGGAUCUUAUCCACAUUUUUUAUACCUCAACAGUGCAAUAAUUUUAAGUCCUUAAAAUUUCCAAAUCUUCGUCUUCAGAUUUUACUGUGUAGUACAGCAGUGUUAUACACUAAAUUUAGCUUUUUUUAAACCCUCCAGUGAAGAGUUUUUGCUCCAAGACAAGGGAACAGCAGCUGCAACAGAACACUUGUAAGAGUCACUUUAACUGUGGAGCCCUCUCUUGGCUGUGCCAUAGCUGCUUCACUGUCUGUGGCUAGACAGUGAUGUUUUCAGGAUCAUAUUGGUGCUUUGGCUUUCCAAAGAAGAUAAAUGAGCAGAACUUGCACUUGAAGCCAUCUGAGUCAUGAACAGGAGUUGAAUUAAAGAUCCCAAGUUAUUCUUGCUUGACUGGUCAACGUGUAAUUAGUUCUGCUGUAAUGGCAGUGGUGAAACAGUGUUUACAGGUGGACCAAACCCCCUUGGUCAUUAUACUCAGAACAUGUACAAUGUCAAAAGGAUCAAACAGUGAUCUGGGUCUUCCUUUCUCCAUUAAGGAAGGAUCCACCUUCCCUGUGUUUUGCCUUUAAAAAGUUAUUUCAAUACAGAAAAGCAUUGUUUAGCUACAAAAGGCUAAAUUAACAAAAUAAAACAUUUUUUCAAAAAAGCUGUGUGGAGUUGUGGUCACUGGCCCUGCUGCUACAUAGGAUGUGGCCAAGGAGGGAGAGCAGUGUCAGGCGCUGCUUUAACCACCCCUUGCCUCAGUAGGAAGCAGAGCAGCACCAGAGUGCUCCAGUGCCCUCACGGUUUCAUGACAAGUGUAACAUCCUGUUACAACAGCUGUACUCUGCCCCUGACCAUUUAGAAUUCCUGAUGGGAGCACAGAAUAACAACAUUCAAAACAAGCUUUGAACUAUUAGCUGUGCCCCCUAGAACAAAUAGUAGUCAUUUUAAUUGCUUAUAGUGUUCAGGCCUGCUGCCUCCCUGGGCCUAGAAGCACCACCAGCUUACAGCCCAAGCCUAGGACUCGAGUGCCACUCAGAGCAAUUCUGCCUGGAAAACCCCCACCUAAAACAAAAGUGCAUUAAUGUGGAGCUCUGUUAUUAAAAAUAUACGAUGACAAUAGUAGAUGUCCAUACAUACCUGCUGUAGGGUUACAGUCACAUAUGGAUGACUUCAUGAAAAAAAAAAAUCGGAUCCAUAGCUUGCAAUUGAGGUCUAAAUUAGAGCCUACAAAUAAAUUUGCUCAAUUCUGAAAUCAAAAUCACUGGUAUCGUCAAGUACAGUGAAAUCAGCAAGAUUCAGUAAUAUAGCAGGAGAGGUAAGUUUGGCUGUGUUUUUUGUUGGCAGUUUUCCUUUGUUGUUCUGUUGGGUUUUAGGUUGUUUUUUAAAUAAAGCAAUUUAUACAGUGUAUGUAA
Molecule: messenger RNA, 3635 nt
Organism: Myiozetetes cayanensis
Lineage: Eukaryota; Metazoa; Chordata; Aves; Passeriformes; Tyrannidae
Gene: PHF11
Product: PHD finger protein 11
Exons: 13
Coding region: 1149-2060 (303 amino acids)
Cellular component (GO): nucleus
Molecular function (GO): histone deacetylase binding; histone binding
Source: RefSeq, a predicted model, not a curated record